UGUGUGUGUGAUGCUCCCUGCAGCGGCGGAGGAGAGGAAGAGGAGAGAAGAAGAACUGAAGGUCAUUUGAGAGAAUCUGAGAUUUCGGAUCGAUGAUCGACUCACUGAUCGCUGCGCGUGCACAGCGUAAUGACAUGACACAAGAGCACGGAGCGACAGACGGAUUAGCUGCUGCAUCCAUCCACCUGCCUGUCUCCCUGCCUGCUGCCUGUCUGUCUGACUGAAUCUCCACCAGCAGCAUCCAGAUUCCACACCUGUCUUUCUCUCUCUCGCUCUCUCUCUCUCUCUCUGCCUGUCUCGCUGUCUCUCUAUCUCUCCGUCUGUCUCUGUCUGUCUGUCCACACCUGUCUCUCUCCACACCUGUCUCCCCGCCGUGUGCCGGCCGUGUCUCCGCCAUGGGGAACCGGGGGAUGGAGGACCUGAUCCCGCUGGUGAACCAGCUCCAGGACGCCUUCGCGUCCAUCGGCCAGAACUCGAGCCUCGACCUGCCGCAGAUCGCGGUGGUGGGCGGCCAGAGCGCCGGCAAGAGCUCCGUUCUGGAGAACUUCGUGGGGAAGUUAGUAGUUCUACUGCAGCCAGCCAGCAGGGGGGGUCCAGAUGUCUGGGCUCCCCUGAAGUACGCAGAGUUCCUCCACUGCAAAGGGAAGAAGUUCAUCGACUUCGAUGAAGUUCGUCUGGAGAUCGAAGCUGAAACUGAUCGGAUCACCGGACAGAACAAAGGAAUCAGUCCAGUCCCCAUAAACCUACGAGUUUACUCCCCCCACGUGUUAAACCUGACUCUGGUGGAUCUUCCCGGCAUGACGAAGGUCGCGGUGGGCGACCAGCCGGUAGACAUCGAGCACCAGAUCAAAGAGAUGCUCAUGCAGUUCGUCACCAAGGACAACUGUCUCGUGUUGGCUGUUUCCCCCGCCAACUCUGACCUCGCCAACUCUGACGCUCUGAAGAUCGCAAAGGAGGUCGACCCGCAAGGUCUGAGGACCAUCGGUGUGAUCACCAAGCUGGAUCUGAUGGAUGAAGGAACCGACGCCAGAGACAUUUUGGAGAACAAACUGCUUCCACUACGCAGAGGUUACGUCGGGGUGGUGAACCGCAGUCAGAAGGACAUCGACGGGAGGAAAGACAUCACAGCAGCCUUGCAGGCUGAGAGGAAGUUCUUCCUGUCGCACCCGUCAUACCGACACCUGGCAGAACGCAUGGGCACUGCCUACCUGCAGAAGAUCCUCAACCAGCAACUGACCAACCACAUCCGGGACACGUUGCCGGGGUUACGCAGCAAACUGCAGAGCCAGCUGCUGUCCAUCGAGAAGGAGGUGGAGGAAUACAAGAACUUCAGACCGGAUGACCCGAGCCGAAAGACCAAGGCCCUGCUGCAGAUGGUGCAGCAGUUUGCGGUGGACUUUGAGAAGCGGAUUGAAGGAUCCGGAGAUCAGGUGGACACCUAUGAGCUGUCAGGAGGAGCCAAGAUCAACCGAAUUUUCCACGAACGCUUCCCCUUCGACCUGGUCAAGCUGGAGAGUGAUGAGAAGACUCUCCGUAAAGAGAUCAGCUACGCCAUCAAGAACAUCCACGGAAUCAGGACGGGUCUGUUCACACCUGACAUGGCGUUUGAGACGAUCGUGAAGCGUCUGAUCGCUCAGAUCAAAGAGCCGUGUCAAAAAUGUGUCGACAUGGUGAUCAACGAGCUGGUCAACACCGUGAGGCAGUGCACACAGAAGCUGGCUCAGUAUCCGAUGCUCCGAGAGGAGAUGGAGAGAAUCGUCACCCAGCACAUAAGAGACAGAGAGAGUCGCACCAAAGAACAGGUGUUUUUGCUGAUUGACAUUGAGUUGGCCUACAUGAACACAAACCAUGAAGACUUCAUCGGCUUUGCAAAUGCUCAGCAGAAGAGCUCUCAGAUGAACAAGAAGAAAGCAGCAGGAAACCAGGACGAGAUCAUGGUGAUCCGUAAAGGUUGGCUGACCAUCAACAACAUCAGCAUCAUGAAGGGCGGAGCUAAAGAGUACUGGUUCGUCCUGACGGCAGAGACACUGUCUUGGUACAAAGAUGACGAGGAGAAGGACAAGAAGUACAUGCUGCCUGUAGACAACCUGAAACUCAAAGACAUCGAGAAGAGCUUCAUGUCCAGCAAACACAUCUUCGCCCUGUUCCACAAUGAACACAGGAACGUGUACAAAGACUCCCGUCAGCUGGAGCUGGCCAGUGAGUCUCAGGAGGAGGUGGACAGCUGGAAGGCUUCUUUCCUACGCGCCGGAGUGUACCCUGAACGCACCGUGGAUAAAGAGAAGGUGGAGGCGGAGGAAGCGAGCGGCGACGGGCAGAUCCACAGUCUGGACCCUCAGCUGGAGAGACAGGUGGAGAUCGUUAGGAACCUGGUGGACUCGUACCUGUCCAUCAUCCACCGCACGGUCCGGGACCUGAUCCCCAAGACCAUCAUGCACCUGAUGGUCAACAACACGAAGGAGUUCAUCCACUCUGACCUGCUGGCUAAUCUUUACUCCUGCGGAGACCAGAACAGCCUGAUGGAGGAGUCCCAGGAACAGGCCCAGCACCGUGAUGAGAUGUUGAGGAUGUACCACGCCCUGCGUGAGGGUCUGAGCCUCAUUGGUGACAUCAGCACCUCCACCAUCAGCACGCCCAUGCCCCCCCCCGUCGACGACUCCUGGCUGCAGGUCACAGGGAUGCCAUCGGGACGCAGGUCUCCCAUGUCCAGUCCGACCCCCCAGCGUCGGGCCCCUCCUGGACCUCCCCGUCCCGGUGGACGAGCAGCCCCCGGACCUCCAUCUCGUCCCGCGGUGUCACCAGAUCCUGGAGCACCCAACGUGCCCUCCAGACCCAACAGAGCCCCCCCACCGGGAGUCCCCAGUCGUCCCAGUAAAGGUAGCCCCGCCCACGGAGAGAGCCCCCAGUCUUCUGUGGAGUAUUAACCUUUGACCCCGGCGGGUUUCUGUUUCUGUCAACUUCACUAUAAUCAGCUCAUCAUGACUGUACAGCAAACACUCAGCAAUAUUACAUGUUUGGUCCAGCUGUCUGUCUGCUCUCUGGAGAUUGAGACAGGUCCGCUGUCUGUCUGCUCUCUGGAGAGUGAGACAGGUCUGCUGUCUGUCUGCUCUCACGAGAGUGAGACAUGUCCUUCUCUCAGGAGAGUGAGACAGGUCCUGCUCUGAGGAGAGUGAGACAUGUCUUUCUGUCUGUAUAAAGUUCUGAGGAUCUCCAGACUGAUCUGUCUUUUAUUCUUAUUCAUGCUGAAAUGUUGCAUUGUUGAACUUUUCUUUACAGUGUAAAGUUUACAUAUAAUUUUAACUGAUGUAUUUAUUGAUCUAUUUAUUGAUUUAUUUACAAUGUGUGGUUCUUAUUGAAAUGUGAUGUAAUAUGAUGUUAUCUGUCAACUUGUUAAACAUGGACCCUGUUUUCUCAUGUUCUGGUGUCUGACUGGUCCAGUAUUAAUCAGUUAGAGUCACUAAAAGUUCUGUUGUUGCUGCUGACAGACUCAGAUUAUUAUUCUAAGUGUCUGACAACAUUAUGGGAUGGAUCCCUACAGAG
This is a messenger RNA of Perca fluviatilis (European perch), 3540 nucleotides long. RefSeq names its product dynamin-1-like. Lineage: Eukaryota; Metazoa; Chordata; Actinopteri; Perciformes; Percidae. Gene Ontology annotation, cellular component: microtubule; membrane; cytoplasm. The transcript has 23 exons. The record is from RefSeq and is a predicted model, not a curated record. Gene Ontology annotation, molecular function: GTP binding; GTPase activity; microtubule binding. The coding region runs from base 396 to 2924 and encodes 842 amino acids.